UUUAAGUCGCGCGACGCUGGGAAGUGACGUCAUAGCCAAGCGACAGAAGAACAGCGGAGUUGUUGUUGUUUGCAGAAUAGAGAAUAAAUAAUGGCUACACAACGAGUGCUCCCGCAAAGUAAAGAGACUCUUCUGCAGAACUACAACAAGAGACUAAAAGAUGAUAUCAGAUCCAUAUUGGACAACUUCACCGAGAUCAUCAAAACUGCCAAGGUAGAAGAUGAAACGCAGGUGUCUAGAGCAACACAAGCAGAGCAGGACCAUUAUGAAAUGCACGUCAGAGCUGCCAACAUCGUGCGAGCUGGUGAGUCUCUGAUGAAGCUGGUGUCAGACCUGAAGCAGUUCCUGAUUCUGAACGAUUUCCCGUCUGUAAACGAGGCCAUUAGCUUGCGCAACCAGCAGCUGCGUGCCCUGCAGGAGGAAUGCGACAAGAAGCUCAUCUCCCUGCGUGAUGAGAUCGCCGUUGACCUGUACGAGCUCGAGGAAGAGUAUUACUCCUCCAGGUACAAAUAGAUCCUCCAGAGACCCUGCAGUCCUGUAGUCAAGUAUCAUAUGCACAUACCGUAGAACACAUAUCCUUGUGCUUUAGACAAAUGUGUAUGUGUGUGUGUGUGUGUGUGUGUGUGUCCAAAUUCAUUCAUAAGGACAUUCACAAACUUUAGUGCCUUUAAAACGGAACAGGAAGAUAAAGACGGGUUAAACUUGUAAUUUUAUCAUUUAUUAUUAUUAUUAUUAUUAUUAUUAUUAUUAUAGCAGGAUAGUCAAAACAACUAAAAAGGAAAUAUUGAAUUCACCAAAAAAUAUUUUACCAAAGUAAAAAAAAAAAAUUAUAUGAAAGUGGGCUUGGACACUUUAAAAAAAAAAAUUUUCAUCAUACAUUUCAUGAAAAUGACUGCACUACUACUAAAAGUCAAAUAAAUUAAAACAAAAAUACAGCACAUUAUGGGACUUAAUGUUAAAAAAGAUUUAGUAAUAUUGUCUCCAAAAUAAAUAUGCUUUGCUUUAAAAAAAAAAAGUUCUACAAUGAUAUAUAUACACUACCGUUCAAAAGUUUGGGGUCACGUUGAAAUUUCCUUAUUUUUGAAAGAAAAGCACUGUUCUUUUCAAUGAAGAUCACUUUUUAAACUAAUCAGAAAUCCACUCUAUACAUUGCUAAUGUGGUAAAUGACUAUUCUAGCUGCAAAUGUCUGGUUUUUGGUGCGAUAUCUCCAUAGGUGUAUAGAGGCCCAUUUCCAGCAACUCUCACUCCAGUGUUCUAAUGGUACAAUGUGUUUGCUCAUUGCCUCAGAAGGCUAAUGGAUGAUUAGAAAACCCUUGUACAAUCAUGUUAGCACAGCUGAAAACAGUUGAGCUCUUUAGAGAAGCUAUAAAACUGACCUUCCUUUGAGCAGAUUGAGUUUCUGGAGCAUCACAUUUGUGGGGUCGAUUAAAUGCUCAAAAUGGCCAGAAAAAUGUCUCGACUAUAUUUUCUAUUCAUUUUACAACUUAUGGUGGUAAAUAAAAGUGUGACUUUUCAUGGAAAACACAAAAGUGUCUGGGUGACCCCAAACUCUUGAACGGUAGUGUAUAUCUGUGAAGAAUCUCAGUCAUAGAAAGUUUAAAUUCACAUAGACCUGUGCACAGUAAGCUUAUUUCUAAUGCGGGCGAAUGUAGCCUUAUUACGCACAUAAUUAACAAUGUUAAAUAUACAUUUCAGAUCCCUUCAUGAACCCAGGAACAUGAUGUAAAAUAUUAACAUGUUUGUGUGAUCUUAAAGCUCAGUGUUAAUGUUGAACAUGCAGCAGUUUAAACAGGAAAAUGUAAAAAAAAAAAAAAAGCUUAAAAAGCAGCUGAACUCACUGAUGAGACCUAUGCAAGAACUGGCCAAAGUGCACGUGGCCUAAUGGUCUAACGAGCAAGCUUGAUUAACCUCCCCCCUUAUUACAGUGCUACAUGUUCAUGACUAAUCACAGUUUAUGAUCUUUGUCACUAAAAUACCAGUAAAUGCACUGUGUGUAAUUUAAAAAAAAUCUGUAAAUUCCUUAACACAGUGGAUACAUAAAAUAAGAUCCAUCCAUUAUCUGUAACCACUUAUCCUGUACAGGGUCACAGGCGAGCUGGAGCCUAUCCCAGCUGACUACAGGCGAAAGGCGGGGUACACCCUGGACAAGUCGCCAGGUCAUCACAGGGCUGACACAUAGACACAGACAACCAUUCACACUCUCAUUCACACCUAUGGUCAAUUUAGAGCCACCAGUUAACCUAACCUGCAUGUCUUUGGACUGUGGGGGAAACCGGAGCACCCGGAGGAAACCCACGGGGAGAACAUGCAAACUCCGCACAGAAAGGCCCUCGUUGGGCACUGGGCUCAAACCCAGAACCUUCUUGCUGCGAGUCAACAGAGCUAACUACUGCACCACCGUGCCGCCUUUUAAUAUAUUUUUAAAAUAAAUUAAGAUUUAUUUAAGCCACAACAAUUGUGGCUUUCAUUCCAGCCAAACAGAAGGCACUUGAUUUAACAAGUUGUUAAAAAAAAGUCCUUCCCACGCCAUGUGGCGCAUAGGCCGCCGCCGAUCUCCGUUUCCAUAGCCCUCGGCCUCUCGCCUGUUACAUAGCUGGGGUUACAGCGGGGGCUAGUCCUCUGGUCCUCUGGCAAGAGUCUGACUCCCCGCUCACAUCUGUAUUGCAGUGUGCCUUGCCAGACGGCACCAUUUUUAUGAUGGUCUUUGGUAUGACCCGACCAUGAGUAGAACUCGCGAUCUCCCGAUCGAGAGGCGGACACGCUAACCACUAGGCCAACUGACGGUUAACAAGUUGUUUGGUUGGAAUGAAAGCCUGUAGCCACACCAGCCAAUUUGCUUUGCUGGUUCAGAUUCAGUGAAUUUUUAACCAAAAUUGGCUCUACAGGGUGAUCAACAACAACCUCAGUGAAGCUUAUACAAGCUUAAUCCAAGGUUACAGCCAUCCACUGUAUAUCAUAAAGGGCGGACAUUGUGUUUACAAAGUAUUUCUACAUUUUACCACAAUGUCUGCCCUUUUAUAUAUUAUAUUAUGGACUCAGGAAACCAACAUUAACUUGAUACUUAAACCUGUAAUUGUUUUAUUUUUCUGGGGCUUUAAAGCAUGGGUAUUUUACUACAAUUUCAUAAAAUCUACUUUUUAUACAUAAAAUAAAAAAUAAAAUAAAAUGAAAUAUCAGUGAAAGUCUUUGAAAACUCUGCUCUUUCUGCUCUAAUGCUUCUAGCCCAGUAGCUAUUCUCUGCUCUGAUGAGCUGCCUUCGGCUAAAUUUACCCAAAUGUCGGUGAUUGCAUAAGCCACAACAGAGGAUCUGCUGCAGAAACCGAGCUGGUUCAUGUUUAGAAAACUCAGCCAGUUUUUCUGUACUUUUACCAGUUCUGCUACAGUAUUUUUAUUUUUUCCACGUACGCAGUUCAGUCUGCUGAAAUACUUUGUUUGGAGCACAGUCCACCAAUUGAUGACUCCAACUUAGUACAUACAGAAAUGCAAGGUCGGGUCAGAGUAUUGCACAAACCAAGCUAUCGGGUUGUGUUUCAUUGAGUUCACAGAGUUAUUUUAUUUUGUGGGUGUUUGUGUGUGAUUUUAUUUUAUUUUUUUCCCCAAUUUAAUCCAAGCAGUGCAAACAUGUUUUUCGCUCUCAUAUUAACAGUAUAAAAAGAUUUUUAGCAAUUUACCACUGACAUGUUCAAGUACUAUUAUACUAUAGUAUGUCCAGUAUAGCGUCCAAGGCUGUCAUUUUUGGCCACUGGUUUUGUGUAAGAGAAAUGUUAGUUAAGUUAAGCUUUAAUAAUAAAGAUGGAGGACAUUGAGCUGCUGGUGCCUAAUUGUAAAUGGUGCUUAUGCUUUAACGUUACACAGAUAUACAUGUACAGAGAAUUUGCAGGUUAGAAUGAGUCCAUGUUGUAUGUCUUAGGAUACUGAACUUGUUUGGCUUUUAUAUCCUGUGCUGUUAAAUUGGUUGAACCGAUGUUGUAAUGCACUAAAGUCGGUACUUAUAUAGACUCUGUACCUCUGAAAUGAGGAGCACUCUGGGAGUUUUAAUAAUGUUGAGUACUUCUUGUCAUUUUAUAGCCUGUAUUUUAUUGCAUUUGGUUCAAAGAGAUCACCAUUGUCCUGUUAAAAUGUUAACGAAAAGUUGUAUGAUUUUUAUAAGUAAAUUUUUAGCUUCCACUGGUAACAUCUAAUAAUGUUUACUCUGAUCUUAUUUUUUAAAGCGGAGUUGAUUUUUCAUCAUCAGUUCUUCUUGAACUAGAAACUAGUAGCUUAAACAGUGUAAGAUAUCAGCUAUGGAUAAAUAACUUUACUGUUCAGAGUGUUGUAAUGUUAACAUUCCCCCUCCCCACUGGGCCUGAUUGGCCAUUUUACAAAUAAAUCAGAAAGGAAAGAGAGCAA
Molecule: messenger RNA, 4390 nt
Organism: Neoarius graeffei (lesser salmon catfish)
Lineage: Eukaryota; Metazoa; Chordata; Actinopteri; Siluriformes; Ariidae
Gene: med22
Product: mediator complex subunit 22
Exons: 4
Coding region: 91-513 (140 amino acids)
Biological process (GO): regulation of transcription by RNA polymerase II
Cellular component (GO): mediator complex
Molecular function (GO): transcription coregulator activity
Source: RefSeq, a predicted model, not a curated record